UGGGGCGGGGCAGGGGCAGGGGCAGAUCCAAACAAAAGCACAAGGUAUUUGCAUUUGAAGGGAUCGUCCUCACUCAUGGUGAUUUGCUGCACUUCAUCCUCCACCAUUUUCAUUUGGAACUCAAUGAUUUAGGGCUAGCUUUUCUUGAAUAUCCAAUUCUGCAUCCGAGAUCGAAGCUAAUUUUCCAUAUAGUAUCAUUUGCGCGCGCAUCGUAAUGCUAAUUAAUUCGGAUUUCAAUGCAGUGUUUCGCUUUCUUUGAGUCAAUUCUCAGGGCUUUCUUCAAAUUCUUGCGAGUUUGAGAUUCUAUGGUGGCAUUGUGUUCUUUCUUCAUUUGCUGUAAUUCUUCAGUUGGAUUCUGUAAUCUAUGAGGACAAACUACACAUUCGAGUCUACUAACAGUCCAAAGUCAUUCCAGGCCUAUCCAAGGGGCGAUUUUGACUUGGAAUCUGGAAUUGCUAAAAAGGCCCGGAAGCCGAAAAAUAGUGCUUCGAGAAUGAUAAAGUCAAUAGGCAAUAGGUUCAAUCACUAUUAUAAACUUCACCCUCUUGUGCUCAUCUUGGUUUGCUUGUCAAUUGGGAUUACAGUCCUCAUUGUAUUAUCAAUCUCAGAGGGCCAGUUCAAGAUGAUGCCUACUUAUAGAAAAUUGGAUGGAAAUGUGGAUAGUUAUCCCUUCGCUAGAUUUAGAAAUCUUGUAAUGGUAGCGGGGCAUUCGGUUUAUACUAGCAGUAGUUGUGAGAAGGUUGAUAAGGAGGAUUCGUGGUAUUUGGAACCAUAUCAGAAGCAUCCAGGCCAAGCUGCGACUUUUGUUACACAUAUACACAAGGGAGUCGAGAUUGCAGCCAAUGAUGAUGAGGCAUUGCUCUUGUUUAGUGGGGGUGAGACACGGAAGGAUGCUGGUCCGCGAAGUGAAGCUCAGAGUUAUUGGAUCGUGGCCGAGUCCAAACAAUGGUUUGGCGAGCGAGACAGUGUGAGGAGUAGAGCACUGACUGAAGAACAUGCUAGAGACAGCUUUGAGAAUCUUCUCUUCAGUGUGUGUCGCUUCCGAGAGCUCACUGGCGCAUAUCCACAAAACAUAACUGUUGUUGGUUAUGACUUUAAGGAGGAAAGGUUUGUCCAUCUGCACCGCUCGGCCAUUAGGUUUCCUGAGUCCAGGUUCUUCUAUUCGGGCACGUCAUCUACCCAGAAUUCAAGGGAAGCAGCACUGAAAGGUGAAGCUCUAGUGAGAACUCAAUUUCAAGAAGAUCCAUAUGGUUGUAUGGGUUCAUUGUGGCGCAAAAGACUUGGUCGUGAUCCUUUCCAUAGGUCAAUCCCUUAUCCUAAUGGAUGUCCAGAAAUUGAAGGUUUGUUCAGAUACUGUGGAACUGUCCCAUAUCCAGGCUUCCUACCUUGGGCUUAGUAACAUCAUUUCUUAAAAGUUUUGAGUUAUAGAUUAUAGGUGAAAUUCAUACAGCAUACACUCUCUCCACUUGUAAUUGUAUUGUAGAAAAAUAACCAACAGCAAUAACAUGUUGGCUAAAGAAGUUUUUCACUCUGUGGGCACUUUUUGGGAAUUUGGCCAAUGAAUCACUUUGUUACAAA
Molecule: messenger RNA, 1578 nt
Organism: Sesamum indicum (sesame)
Lineage: Eukaryota; Viridiplantae; Streptophyta; Magnoliopsida; Lamiales; Pedaliaceae
Cellular component (GO): cytoplasm
Source: RefSeq, a predicted model, not a curated record